Alternaria postmessia is the source of this 2010-nucleotide messenger RNA. RefSeq lists its product as uncharacterized. Gene Ontology annotation, molecular function: RNA binding. Lineage: Eukaryota; Fungi; Ascomycota; Dothideomycetes; Pleosporales; Pleosporaceae. The record is from RefSeq and is a predicted model, not a curated record. The coding region runs from base 1 to 2010 and encodes 669 amino acids. The transcript has 5 exons.
AUGCAGAAUUUCACCUCACAGCAUCAGUCGCGCGCUGCUUCGGCCAGUGACGCGCAGCACGCGUCUGGUCAAGGUCUUCAUUCUGCGUACCCAUACUCCCAUGACAAUGCCUAUGCUGCUCAGCAUGCGCCCGCCCAGUCUACCCAAGGCGCUCACUACCAGACUGGAGCGCAUACUGGCUCCAAUAUUGACGUACAAGCCCUGUUGGAUUCUCUGACACCUGCUGCCAACAAUGCGCCCUCGACUCAAUAUGCUUCUGCACAAGUGUCCGCCCAGUCACCGCAGACACAACACCAUGCCUCGUCCUUGCCCUCGGCCACCAAUCUCCCUGCGAGGCCGCCUACCCAAGAUAAGCCCGCUACGCACCCCAACUAUGACCCCAACGAUGAUAUCAGAUCCUAUCAUCCACAGAGUCAGCAAGCACCCAAUGCCCAGCAGAGAGGAAAUGGCUCUUUUCAGCCAAUGAAUGUGCAGAAUCAGGACUUCUCUACAACGUCUGCCCAUGCUCAGCAGCAGCCGGGCGAACGCAGCGAAACGCCCGACGAUGAGGAUCAGAGGUGGCCGCCCGAGGUGAAUAGAAGAUAUGAGGAAUUUUUGGAUCAAGAGAGGAAGUUUGUAACGGAGGGGCAAUGGGACCAAUUCCCCAUGGGCUCGCGUCUCUUCAUUGGAAACCUCCCCACUGAAAAAGUCACCAAGCGCGACAUCUUUCACCGGUUCUACCGCCACGGCAGGCUCGCGCAGAUAUCGAUCAAGCAGGCAUAUGGCUUCGUUCAAUUCCUUGACUCGGAGUCAUGUCGCAGGGCCCUGGAUGCCGAACAGGGACAGGCAGUGCGUGGCAGGAAGAUGCACCUCGAGAUAUCCAAGCCCCAGCGAAACACGAAAAAGAUAGAACCACCGAAUCCGACACCGCGUCGACGCUCGCGUUCCCCGGAUUAUACUAGGGGCGGGACGGGGCCGGCGCCCAGGGAUAAUCGCUAUGUAGGGCAUCCAAACUCCAUGUCGCCGAGGGAUCGACGCUUUCGCGAUCGGGAUGAUUACCGACCUAUGCGAUCGCCAUCGCCACGGGCUCCUCCUCGGGGCAUACGAUCACGAGAUAGAAGCCGCGACAGGUUCGAUGCGCGAUAUCGUAGCAGGUCCAGGACACCACCACGCAGACACAGAAGCCCAUCUCCGCGUCGCGACUAUACAGAAGAUGGAUUGGAUCUUCGACGCCGAUUGCCCCACGAGGUACCUGAUAUCCAGAUUCUUGUGCUCAAUGAGGGACUUCCCCGUGACUUCAUUCGCUACGUCGAGGAUACUUUCCGCUCGCAAAACUUACGCAGUAACGUCCUGAUACUGAGUGGUCGAUUCCCUGAACCAGCUGUAGUUCGCAGACAAAUCCUCGAAGGAGUCCUAGCUAUUGUGAGGCUCGAUACUACUGGCCUGACCAAAGGUAAGGUCAGUGUCCAGAUUUUCGACCGACGUGGCGGUGCCAACAAUGUCCAGUUCAACGAAUACGCCGAUCUUGACCCCACGACGGCUGGUCUUCUCGUCAACAAUGCCAAACAAACCCAGCUGCGACCGGUUCUGCCGCCAUCAUCCUCGUACGGCUUCGGUCAGACUCUGCCACCGCACUUCCCUCAACCGAAUAACCCCUUCCCGUCUCUGCCAACCACUCAGCCCAACAUCUCUAAUCUCAUAGCAUCCCUCGACGGUGCUAGCUUGUCGCAGCUGCUCGGUGCGAUGUCCGGCAACAACAUACCCCAAAACGCGCAACCCGCGCCGAAUCAAGGCUUAAAUGCCGAUCUUGCACGCCUGCUUGCCCAGGUGCCUAGUCCUGUUCAGACUCCUGGUUUCAGUGGCCCAGCUCAGCCACAUCUUGCGCAGCUGGGCAAUCAGUUCCCCGCACUUGCUUCUCUAUUCGCAAACCAGAGCCAGGCCGCCGCUCCACCAGUACAGACACCUACUCAAGCUGGCCCCACACCAGACAUGUCUGAAAUCAUGGCCCAGCUCGCUCAGUAUCAACGCUGA